AGAUGUUGGCUCUUAAAUAGACUUGAUGGGGGGCGUGUGUUCACCACACAUCAUCUUCUUCAUCUUCUUAUUCUUCUUCAUUAUUUUUUCAUCUUCUUUCAUUUUCUAAAGCCAUUACUAUUUUCUCUGUUAAUUUCUUCCAUGUCGACGUUGAACCUGCAGAGCGCGUCCCUAAACAGCUGCACCGCCGCCAAGUUCCCUCUCCCACCCCACGACCACAUAGAAAUAAUCGAAUCUCAGCCCUUCGACUACUCCAAACGCGCCCAAUGGCUACGCGCCGCCGUCCUCGGCGCCAAUGACGGCCUCGUCUCCACCGCCUCCCUCAUGAUGGGCGUCGGCGCCGUCAAGCCCGACGUCAAGGCCAUGAUCCUCACCGGGUUCGCAGGGCUUGUCGCCGGCGCCUGCAGCAUGGCCAUCGGUGAGUUCGUCUCUGUCUACUCUCAGCUGGACAUAGAGAGAGCCCACAUCAAAAGAAACCAACAUCAGCUGAAACAGGAGGAGCCACACAAUCUGCCAAACCCUCUUCAGGCCGCCGCAGCCUCGGCGCUGGCCUUCUCCAUGGGGGCCAUGGUGCCCCUCUUGGCGGCCGCCUUCAUAAAGGAGUACAGGGUUAGGCUAGGGGCGGUGGUGGCCGCCGUCACCGUGGCGCUCGUGGGGUUCGGGUGGUUGGGGGCGACGCUCGGGAACGCGCCGGCGGUGCGGUCGUCGGCCAGGGUUUUGAUCGGAGGGUGGGUGGCCAUGGCUGUGACGUUUGGAUUGACCAAGUUGAUCGGGUCUAGUGGCCUAUAAGAAUAUAUAAAAAUGUUUAUCUAUCAAUCCUAUCGACUUAAAAAUUUGAGUAGCUACUUAUCUAUUAAAUACGAAAUUGACCAAUAAAAAUAUGUAACCCUAAAAAGUUAGCAGGAGCGGUAAACAAGUAUUGUUUGUAAGAAUAUUACUGUGAAGUUUAAUGUGAUAGGUCGUUUAGGGUUUGAAAUAAUUAAGGUGUGGGUUGUUGUUAAUGGGAUUUGAUAUAUAUUUGACUUUUUUUUAGUUCGAAGA
Messenger RNA from Momordica charantia (bitter melon), 1041 nucleotides. RefSeq names its product vacuolar iron transporter homolog 2-like. Lineage: Eukaryota; Viridiplantae; Streptophyta; Magnoliopsida; Cucurbitales; Cucurbitaceae. The record is from RefSeq and is a predicted model, not a curated record. Gene Ontology annotation, biological process: intracellular manganese ion homeostasis. Gene Ontology annotation, molecular function: manganese ion transmembrane transporter activity.